AUGGGGACUAACACACAUGGUAUUUGGGUAUCUGCCCUUAUUGCAGCAGUAUAUCUGUUUCCGUUGCUGGAAGCAAACCCAGUUGGGUUCUCUCAAGACAUCGGUGGAGCAUCGAAUGAUCAGAUGGGGUGUGGGGAUGGGAGUAAUAACAACAGCACAAUCUACAACUGCCCCGGACCAGGGGAACAAGGACACCUGAUGUUCUAUAUUCAAUACGGACACAACAUAAAAACAGACCGGUGUGGCGAAUCAGAUGCAUACUAUGUGAAGAUAGAAGCGGUCAAUUCCGAAGGGAGUGUAUUCACCAAACUGACCUCUACCAAGAGAAAUCCAACCUGGAACGAAGCCGUGUUUUUCGGCGACAGAGAAUGGCAGUUUUUCAGGAUCAGAGUGUGGAGCAGUAGCGGGGAACCAGCAGGGGACUUGGUGACUGUUCCUCUACUAGACCAGUCCAGGACUACUAGACGGCUCAAGCACUGCACUGAUGCUUCCUGCAGCGGCUAUAUAAUGUACCACUACAAGUUGUAUAGAUUGAUUCGCGGACGACUGGAGGUCAGGUUGAGGGAAGAGGAGGGUGGCAAAACUGGCAAAGAAAAGUCCAGUCGUCAAUCUAUUGUGCUAACAACUAUGACUCCCAGUGGCUCUUUCACUUCUUACACACUGGAGAAGGCAAACAGAUGGAUAACUAUUAGCGGGUGCUCAUUUGCAGACCUCGUCAAAUUCGACAUUAUCGACACCGACGACUCAUUGGCCCAGACCCAAGAUUCUCAAUUUAUAGAUAUUUCAGCAGGACAUCGCACCUACUGUCUCCCUGAUGUCAGUUUCAUCUGUAGAACCUAUUCCCCACAGAGACUGGACGUUAGACUGACUCCCGACAGAGAUGAGUGUGACUACUAUAACCCCUGUCUCAAUGGAGGGACAUGUAUUGAUGGCUGUGGGACAUACGCUUGUUCCUGCAGUAGUUCUUUCACAGGAAGUCUGUGUCAAUAUGAGAACAGGGUAGACUAG
This is a messenger RNA of Geodia barretti, 1008 nucleotides long. The record is from the annotation of a GenBank genome assembly. Lineage: Eukaryota; Metazoa; Porifera; Demospongiae; Tetractinellida; Geodiidae.